Molecule: messenger RNA, 543 nt
Organism: Saprolegnia diclina VS20
Lineage: Eukaryota; Oomycota; Saprolegniomycetes; Saprolegniales; Saprolegniaceae
Exons: 2
Coding region: 1-543 (180 amino acids)
Source: RefSeq, a predicted model, not a curated record
AUGCGUCGACUGCUACUGCUGCUGCUUCUCGUCUCGGCCGUGUAUGCUGCCGACGUCUCGACCACAGCGCCGAUCGUAUCGGCUUGCCAAGUCUGUGCCUCGACGGGUCGGUGCCUCAACGCCGGUCCCAACGGCGAUGCCGGCAAGUACUGCGGCGUGCUUCUCGACAAGGCGGCGCUGACAUCCCAAGCGUGCUGCUGCUCGGUCGCGCAGAUUUGCCCGACGCCGAGCCAAGGCGCCGUGUGCGACUGCGCCGGCGUCAAGACGGCACCGCCCGAGAAGGCCUCGUACAACUACACGUGGGUCAUUAUCGUCGCGACGAUCGUGGGCCCGUUUGUUCUUGACUGUUGCGCGAACCGCCAGCAGCGCAAGGCCGCCAAGCAACGCGAGCGAGCGGCGCGACAGCGCGAACGCGACGCGCAAGCCGCGCAGGAGCGGGCCGAGGCUGCGAUGCCCCAAGCCGUGAUCGUCUCCGAGAUCCCCGCGCCCACCGCCAUGUACGUAGCUCAAGCGACGCCCGUGUACGCUGGCGCUUCGAAGUAA